UGAAUCGCAGGGUACAUGGACAUACGCUCUGCAUGGGCUUUUCACCACCGCUGCAUAUUAGGUGUGGGGUCUUUUCAACACGGCCUGGCACAGCAUAGAAUGGGAAAAGGACCAAGACAUAGUCGGUGAGGGUAUAAGAUGGCAGAGGUGCGCUGUCUCCCUCUCGGCGCCGGCCACCAUCAAGUCGCGAAAGACAGCGGACCGUCAUUCUUGUCAAGACGCCAUCGUCUUCCGCGGUCAAACAAUGAGGUUUCAGACACUCGCAGCGGCACUAUCCGCCGCUUCCGGGGCCAUAGCAGUCCCUGCUGACAAUAUUCUAGAAAAGCGAGCCCUGACUUGGGAGGCGGCCUACGCAAAAGCCAACAGCGCACUUGCUAGAUUGUCUUCAAAUGACAAGAUCAACAUCGUGACCGGAGUCGGCUGGGGCAAGGGUGCUUGCGUUGGGAACACGCCCGCUAUCAACUCCAUAGGGUACCCGUCUCUCUGCCUCCAGGAUGGCCCCCUCGGUGUGCGCUACGCGAAAAGCGUAAAUGCCUUCACUCCAGGUAUCCAAGCCGCGUCAACAUGGGACCGAGCCUUGAUCCGCGAACGAGGGAAAUUCAUGGGCGAGGAAACCAAAGGGUUGGGCAUCCACGUUCUCCUAGGCCCCGUCGCAGGGCCAUUGGGCAAACAUGCCAACGGUGGCAGAAACUGGGAGGGCUUUGGAGCCGAUCCUUACCUGCAGGGCAUUGCGAUGGCAGAGACGAUCGAGGGAAUGCAGGGCGCCGGUAUCCAGGCGAACGCCAAGCACUUUAUCCUCAACGAGCAGGAGCUGAAUCGCGAAACUAUGAGUUCGACAGUUGACGACCGCACAAUGCAUGAGUUGUAUCUAUGGCCAUUUGCCGACGCUGUCCACGCGAACGUAGCAUCGGUCAUGUGCUCAUAUAACAAGAUCAACGGAACCUGGGCAUGCGAGAAUGACGGGAUUUUGAACAAGCUUCUAAAACAGGAGCUUGGCUUCAAGGGCUAUGUUAUGACUGAUUGGAAUGCACAGCACUCUACAGAGCAGGCUGCCACAAGCGGUCUAGAUAUGACGAUGCCAGGUUCCGACUUCAACGGCGGGACGGUUCUCUGGGGAUCGAAGCUUAGCCAGGCUAUCAGCAGCGGAAGAGUGCAACAAUCCCGAGUAGACGACAUGGCUCGCAGAAUCCUUGCUGCGUGGUAUCUUGUUGGUCAGGAUUCAGGUUACCCUGGCGUCAACCUCAAUGCCAACGUGCAAGGAUCGCACAAGUCAAACGUUCGCGCAGUUGCACGGGACGGCAUCGUUCUCCUCAAGAAUGACGGCAACAUACUACCCCUGAAGAAGCCUUCAAAGCUCGGUCUAGUUGGUUCAGCCGCCGCCGUCGGCCAACACGGGCAGAACGCAUGCAGCGAUCAAGGCUGCAACACAGGAGCACUAGGAAUGGGCUGGGGCUCCGGCACCGCAUCGUACCCGUACUUCAGCGCGCCCGCAGACGCAAUCAGAUCGCGCGCACAGAGUGAUGGAACACAAGUCAGCGUCUCAUCAACAGACAACACGAACGGCGUAAGCAGUGCCGUGAACGGCGCCGACGCAGCCAUCGUCUUCAUCACCUCGGACGCAGGCGAGGGCUACAUCACGGUGGAAGGCAACGCCGGCGACCGGAACAACCUGGACCCGUGGCACAGCGGUAACGACCUGGUCAAGGCCGUAGCGGCGAUCAAUAAGAACGUCAUCGUCGUAGUGCACUCCGUGGGGCCGAUCAUUCUCGAGACGAUCCUCGCGCAGCCCAACGUCAAGGCCAUCGUGUGGGCGGGUCUGCCGUCGCAGGAGAACGGCAACGCGCUAGUUGAUAUUCUCUACGGUGAUACGGCGCCGUCAGGCAAGCUGCCGUACACCAUCGCCAAGUCGGCGUCCGACUACGGCACCUCCAUCUCGCGCGGAAACGACAACUUCGGCGAGGGUCUGUUCAUCGACUACCGCCACUUCGACAAGGCUAACAUCGCGCCUCGAUACGAGUUUGGUUUCGGGCUGUCCUACACCAACUUCACCUACUCCGGCAUCUCGGUCGAAGGAACGCCCAAAUCCGGCGCCGCCACCGGCAGCAUCAUACCCGGAGGCCGGGCCGAUCUCUGGGACACAGUGGCAACAGUGAGCGUGACGGUCGCCAACAGCGGGAGCGUCAAGGGGGCCGAAGUAGCGCAGCUCUACGUGGGCUAUCCCGCGUCGGCCAACGCGCCGCCCAAGCAGCUCCGCGGCUUCGAGAAGACGGCCAUCGCCGCGGGCGCCAAGAGCACCGUGUCGUUCGAGCUGCGUCGGCGCGACGUCAGCGUGUGGGACGCGACGAGGCAGAACUGGGUCAUCCCCGCGGGCGAGUUCACGUUCUACGUCGGCUCGAGCAGUCGCGAUGUGCGGCAGACGGCCAAGCUCACAGUAUCGUGAGAGAGCGAGGAUAUGUGAUCAGCAUAUAGAUACCUAGUUUGAUAGUUUGUAAGGCCUUCGUGCUGAGGAGAUUCAAGGUGGAAGA
Molecule: messenger RNA, 2525 nt
Organism: Xylaria bambusicola
Lineage: Eukaryota; Fungi; Ascomycota; Sordariomycetes; Xylariales; Xylariaceae
Product: glycoside hydrolase family 3 protein
Exons: 6
Coding region: 245-2440 (731 amino acids)
Biological process (GO): glucan catabolic process
Molecular function (GO): beta-glucosidase activity
Source: RefSeq, a predicted model, not a curated record